Rotaria sp. Silwood1 is the source of this 366-nucleotide messenger RNA. NCBI's taxonomy places the organism in Eukaryota, Metazoa, Rotifera, Eurotatoria, Philodinida, Philodinidae. The record is from the annotation of a GenBank genome assembly.
AUGGAAAAUAACGUUCUUGGAGCAAAUCGGUCGCGACGAGGUACUGUAGGUGGAGCAUCACCUUUUGCCACCCAAGCAGCAUUUGAUGAUUUUCGACCGAGGCAUUUCUUUUAUCGGCAACGUAUGGAAAAAAUUAUUGAACGAGCAUACAAUCGCCUCUAUAAUGAAAAUGUUAAAAAUCUUACCGAUUACAUGUUUUCAAUGCGUGAUACACAUGCUAUUGAAUAUUUUGCUGUAAUAAAAAAUUUACUUCAACAGCUAUAUACGAAACCAAUGCCAAAAAAACUUGAAAGACAUGCUCGAUAUAUGUACAAAAUGAUAAAAUCAAUGCAACGACAAUUAUGCAAAGCUAAUAUUGCUGUCUGA